CCUGCCCUACAACUCCACCUUCAUGCCCAACGUGCUGAACCACUACGACCAGCAGACGGCCGCACUCGCCAUGGAGCCCUUCCACCCCAUGGUGAACCUGCAGUGCUCCCAGGAGCUGCGGAUGUUCCUGUGUGCGCUGUACGCGCCGGUGUGCACCGAGUACGGCCGCGUCACCCUGCCCUGCCGCCGCCUCUGCCUGCAGGCGCGCAGCGACUGCUACCGCCUCAUGGACAUGUUCGGGGUCAGCUGGCCCCACGAGAUGGACUGCGACAGGUUCCCCGACUGCGACGAGGCCUACCCCCGCGCGGCCGACCUCCUGUCCAGCGCCGCCGACGCCCCCAGCGCCGAGUCGCCGGGCGCCGUGCAGCGCGACUACGGCUUCUGGUGCCCGCGCGAGCUCAAGAUGGACCCCGACCUGGGCUACUCCUUCAUGGGCGUGCGCGACUGCUCGCCGCCCUGCCCCAACAUGUACUUCGGGCGCGAGGAGCUGGCGCUGGCCCGCUACUUCAUCGGCGUGGUGUCCAUCGUGUGCCUGUCGGCCACGCUCUUCACCUUCCUCACCUUCCUCAUCGACGUGUCGCGCUUCCGCUACCCCGAGCGGCCCAUCAUCUUCUACGCCGUGUGCUACAUGAUGGUGUCGCUGGCCUUCUUCCUGGGCUUCCUGCUGGACGACCGCGUGGCCUGUAACGCCGCCGCCCCCGGGCGCUUCAGGGCCGCCACCGUCACCCAGGGCUCCCACAACAAGGCGUGCACCCUGCUCUUCAUGGUGCUCUACUUCUUCACCAUGGCGGGCAGCGUGUGGUGGGUCAUCCUGACCGUCACCUGGUUCCUGGCCGCCGUGCCCAAGUGGGGCAGCGAGGCCAUCGAGAAGAAGGCCCUGCUGUUCCACGCCUGCGCCUGGGGGCUCCCGGGGGCCCUCACCGUCACCCUGCUGGCCAUGAACAAGAUCGAGGGCGACGGCGUCAGCGGCGUGUGCUUCGUGGGGCUCUACGACCUCACGGCGCUGCGCUGGUUCCUGCUGGCGCCGCUGGGCCUGGACGUGGUGGUGGGCGUGGCCCUGCUGCUGGCGGGCAUCCUGGCGCUGAACCGCGUGCGCAUGGAGAUCCCCCUGGAGAAGGAGAACCAGGAGAAGCUGGUGAAGUUCAUGAUCCGCAUCGGGGUGUUCUCGGUGCUGUACCUGGUGCCCCUGCUCACCGUGCUGGCCUGCCUGCUGUACGAGAGCAGCCACCGCCAGGCCUGGGACACCACCUGGGUGCAGGAGCGCUGCAAGGAGUACCACAUCCCCUGCCCCUACCAGGUGGAGCAGAGCAGCCGUCCUGACCUGGUCCUCUUCCUCGUCAAGUACCUGAUGAUGCUGAUCGUGGGCAUCCCCUCCGUCUUCUGGGUGGGCAGCAAGAAGACCUGCUUCGAGUGGGCCGGCUUCUUCCACGGCAAGAGACGCAAGGACAGGAUGGUGCACAAGAGCCACCAAGCCCUGGGGUGCCCCGAGCCCGACUUCGCCCAGCUGCUGCUGAGGGAGCCCAGUGGGCCCGUGGUGAGGAAGUCCUGUGGCACCUCCACCCAGGGCACCUCCACCCACGCCUCCUCCACCCACCUGGCCAUGCUGGACCAGCCGGCCAGCGGCAGCACCAGCCGGGCCGGCUCCAUGCGCAGCGGGCCGUCCAAGAGCAGCGGCAGCAGCUACCACGGCAGCCUGCACCGCAACCGGGACGACAGGUUCGCCGCCUCCAGCUUCCGAGCCGUGGAGGAGUUCCCGCCCUACGGAAGCCUGCCUCGGCUCAAGGACCAAUCGCAGUCGAGACUAUGCAGCAACAACCGCCUGGACAGCCCAUCACGGCACGGCUCCACCCAGCGGCUGGAGAGCCAAUCGCGGCACAGCAGCGUAAGAGACCUCAGCGUCGCUCCGCAGGCGGUCCACAGCGUUCCCGGACACGGGAUCCACAUGGUGCUGGAGGAAGACAGUCCCAGAGCCUGAGAGACCAAAGCUUGGACACUUUUAUCCGACAUGAAAGGUGGCCAUCUUUUUUUCCUGCUUUAGAAAAAGAAAGGUGGAACUUGACCUGAUCACAUGAGUGACACUGGAUUACUUCAGAGCUUUAUGGACACUAGUUAGCCAUUUGCUGUGGUUAACUGUUGGCUAAUGCUAGCCGAAAUGCUCCAUUCAGACUCAAAGGGAGCUGUUUGUUUAUAGUGCUGUCAAGUCACGUUGAGUGGAAUCUGGAUGGCAUCGUCGGUGCUGCUAGAUUCUGCGUACAAAUGACAGGUGGGCGGAGCUACGGCCAGCCAAUCAACGUUCUAUAUUUAAGAUGCCUCAAAAAGGCUCAGGUACAGCCAAUCACAAGCACUGUAUCGAUUCCCUCCAAACACCGCGAGCAUCAAGAUCGUCAUGGUGACCUCCAGAGGAACUAUAUAAUCGUUAUGUCAUGUUAUGUCUGAAACCUGCUGAGGAUGUGGAUGUGAAAUACAUUCAACCGACGAUAGUUAAAGAGAAUGAACGUCCGGAACUACACUAUGGAGGACUAUACUAUACUAGGAAGACUUUUACUGCUCCGUUUCCUUUUUCUGUAGUAAAAUCAAGGACUUGAUAUAGUAGACUAUACAUGCUACUGCUGAAAUAUUUGUGGACAUCAAGGACUUGAUAUAGUAAACUAUAAAUACAACUACUGAAAUAUUGUGUGAAUCAAGGAUGCUGCUUUCCAGGAUUGUUAGGUCUUUUUAUUUGACUGUGAAUAUGAACACUGAUAAUAUGGAAAUACAGUGGGGUUUUAUAACAUACCCUCUCCUUUGUCUUCUGACUGUGACAUUAUCGGUACACCGUUGAUCACUGGAGCGAAAAACUGCUGAUCUGAAACGUAAGGACGGGUCAUGGCCUUUCUUCAGCUUGUGAAGGUGCCCCCCUGGAAUGGAUUCUGGGAAAUGCCCGAAAAUGUGAACGUAUAUUUGUGAUGAAGUUGAUCACAACCAUGUCAUUGAAACUAUAGCGUAAUAAUACAAAGGUCCCAGACUACCCUAACAUACACUCGGUAAUGUUUCGACCUUUAUGAACUUUCAGGUUAACCUGACGGGUAAAAGGGAAAUGCCAAACAGAGAGAGAAAUUACAUAAACAUUAAAUAUGGGUUUCAGGUAAUAUCUUGUUCAAUCUUUUUUUACGCUAUUUAAAUGUAAUGGCUUUUGAUCACUGCCGUUAAGACGUACAUAAAUGCUUUUUGGAACACCUCUACAAAUACAAUGGUUGUUUGAUUGAGUCAAAAUUAUGUCAUCACAAAACUGUUCGAAUGGAUUGGGCUCGUCCGCCAUUUUGGAUCCAAGGACUGAACUAUGUGAUGAUGAAUGCCAACCUGCUGCCUUACAGCUCGAAUAUGAUAAACAAUAGUAUAAUUCAACUAGUGUAGAAUUUGCCAAUAGUUUUGUUCGGGUCACAAGAGUUUUGUUUCUUGGAUUACAGUUUGCCUAAACAGGUCUUGUGGGCUAUGUAUAGAUAAAAAUGAAACCUUUGUGGAAGCUGUAAUAAAGAUUUUUUU
Molecule: messenger RNA, 3522 nt
Organism: Gadus chalcogrammus (walleye pollock)
Lineage: Eukaryota; Metazoa; Chordata; Actinopteri; Gadiformes; Gadidae
Gene: fzd3a
Product: frizzled class receptor 3a
Exons: 8
Coding region: 23-1975 (650 amino acids)
Biological process (GO): non-canonical Wnt signaling pathway; canonical Wnt signaling pathway
Cellular component (GO): plasma membrane
Molecular function (GO): Wnt-protein binding; Wnt receptor activity
Source: RefSeq, a predicted model, not a curated record